Solenopsis invicta (red fire ant) is the source of this 6395-nucleotide messenger RNA. RefSeq names its product proline-rich transmembrane protein 3. The record is from RefSeq and is a predicted model, not a curated record. NCBI's taxonomy places the organism in Eukaryota, Metazoa, Arthropoda, Insecta, Hymenoptera, Formicidae. Bases 1989 to 4565 code for a protein of 858 amino acids. The transcript is spliced from 6 exons.
CGCUCGGUAAGAGCCGGCACGCGAUUGGUCGAUCGGGCUGCGCCGCCAGUCUCCCGAGAGCAGUCGCUACCACGACUUCGCAGCGGUAAGACGCGUCGUCGUCGUCGCCUGCGGCGGAGAGGAGAAAGAAUUGAGAGAAAAGGAAAACAAAACACGCUUCUCCUCCGCUUCCCGUCGCGACGACGAGUGUAAUGGCCACUGUGCGGUUCGUGGAGUAGAACGAGGCCCGGCGCCGCUGUUUCCUCGCAUCGUUGCUACAAGUCCGCGGAGUCCGCAUCGACGCGCGGGGUGCGAACGAACGAAAACGAACGAACGAACGAACAAACGAAAAACCGGUAGAGAUUCGCCCGUCACUCUCGCGCGAAUCGUCGCGCUUGUGCAUCGUCGUACUCUCGUACGUAAUCGUCGUCGCGGUCGGUCGUGCGCGCGCGCGCGCGUGCGCUCGCUCGCUCGCUCGCUCGCGGCUAUCCGCGCGAGCGCUUCUCUGGUUACCCGGUGAAUAGUGCGUGCAGCGGAUCACAAGUGCCAGCAGUCAAGUGUGUACGAGGCUCUAUGUGUGCGGCCCGUUGUCGAGUGUGCGUUGUCGCGUUGCCGCCGCUGCCGGCGCUCGGAUCCCUCCUCGUCGGCCACGGACGGUGGAUUUAUCAGGCGCGGCGUCGUCUCCCCUAGGCGCGUUUCGGACCUCGUCACCCUUCGCCCCCCCCCCCUCCUUGCCACCCUUACCACCAACGACAACGACAACGAGGACAACGACGACGACGACGACGACGAAGACAACGGCGGCGGUGGUGGUAGUAGUGUGGUGGUGGUCCAUCGACUCUUCGACGUGAUCGAUGCUGGCUUUCUCUGGUUUUGGUUGACCUGGAUACUCGCAUCCUGCUCCACCAUCCAUCCUGUCGGUCCAAAGGCGCGGAAUAAUUCGGAACAACGGCUCGCCGCUUCGCCUCGCCUCGUCUCCUGCAGGAAACAAUCCUCCGUUAUUAGACGACUGCAAUAAGCGUAAUCGCCGGCUCGAAAAUAACGUAUUCGGCGCAACGUCGUAAAAGAAUCAUAGAGGAGGAACGGAGACUAUAGCGAGCACGUUCACGUCCCAAUUAAAGAAAUGGAUACGGUAAUUACGAAGCCGCGUCGGCGACUAGGAAUACGAGCCAAUUCGGCACGUUAAAUGCUCCCCCGGCAAUUUACGUUCCGGCCGGGGCUCUCGCAGAUCUGGGAUGGCCUUCUGGGAGCAAAAGCGGCAACAGCAGCAGCAGCAGCAACAGCGAUAUCGGAUCAAACUCAGUUAACAAGUCCGUGUCGUCACCGUAUCGGCCGCGCAAGUAGAUAGAUUUUAAAUCGAGUCAACUGCGGGACAACGGUAACGAAGUUAGCGCGGCAAAAUAAUCCAGGGGCGAUUGGAUCCCGUAUUCCGCGUAUAAUGGAAGCAUAUAAGACGAGACGGUAGUGGACCCCGAGGAUGGUGGUUGCUGCGAGGAAGAAAUUGAAUUCCGUGUUCACACGCCACCUAAUCGCUCGACACAUCGCAGAUGUCAAAGGAGAUUCUAUCUGAUGCGGGAGACGAAAAAUGUAGAUACAAGUAUAGUUACAAAGAAGACACUAUUAACCCCAUCCUACCCCAUUUGAAACCUCUCGCGUGUAUCGACGAUAUCCACGAUAGACGCGAAAGCACGGGCUAUAAAAUAAAACGCUACGCCGACGUCGAAGGAAAACGUGCCGGAUGUCUCGAGGAAGGGAAGUGACACGGUGAGAGAGGACGUAGAGACAGCCAAUCUUAGGAAUGUGACACGUGACAGGAUUUCCACGUGAGGAAAUCAGUAUCUUCAAACAGGAAUCGUGGAACGAGAGAAAGAGGGAAACAUACGGGAUCGACAGAGAUUCGUCCCAACAAGUGUCCUUACGGAUUCAGGUUUCCUUCUUAACGUUAUCCUCGUCGCGAAGCGGCGUUGAUCCUGUUAUGGAAUGAACCGAUGCCCGGACGGGGCAUCUAAAUGUCCGCGAUCAUCGUCCUUGAUACGAGCAUCAUGACCCCGAUGAUGCGGCUGCUUCUCCUAUCCGCACUGCUGGCCAUACAAUCCUGCUCGACCGUUUGCUCGGCGAACAGUGAUGGUGGGCCAAACAGUCCGAUUUUCAAUCUGGAUCAUACUGCGCUGGAGAAGAACUUAGCGGCGAUCUUCAAUAAGGUGGCGCAUAGUUCUGCGACCACGAAGCGCAGUGUGCCGGCGUACGAUGCUCAAGUGUCGGGUAGCACGACGUUGUCGACGGUACCAUCGCCGUUAACUACCAGUACGAUCACCAGUACAACCACCACGACCCCGUCGAUACCCGCUAUCAAGUAUCCGGCGGCGCCGCGGGCCACUGCAUCACCCGUCUUCCGGGAUCUGCCAUCGUACGCGCCGCCCUCCAGGGCACUUUUCACGCCACCUCUGCCGCCGGAGUACCUGCACCCGUUCGCCGACAAACCCACGUUGCGAGGUACCAAUUCAGAUGUGCACGCCAACAACAGGAGGCCGGUACCGCCACCGAGCUUGACGCCGGCGCAUGAGCGGAUACCCAUCCGACCGCCGGAUCUAUCUCAAAGUCCCUCUCAGGUGCCGGAGAGGCAUCAUUCUCACUCGAGGAAACCGACAAACGUGCCCGACAGUAGGGAGCACAGGCCUGCGGAAUCCAGUGAGACCGAUCGAAAGAACGGCACGAAUGAUCCUUCGUUCGUGACCCUUCAUUAUCCCAGUAUUUCUAGAAUCUUAUCCGGUAGUAACGGCAGAAAGCAGGAAAUCCCCGACAUUCUGCUGAAACCCUUCGCAACGAAAAGUCCGUUGCUGCCAAAUGUACCUUCUGCCCCGACAACCGACAAAACUACGUCGCCGCCGAGCACUAUCACGCCAAAAGUGUCAGGCAGUACGAAUCCCUCGAAGAUCGCCGUCACACAGCCGACGAUUUAUCUACCGAACACCGGCCAGCAAGAAGAGCACGGCCUGAAGCCUGACAGUAUCGAGAUAGUGCAGCAGGAAAGGCUGCCAUAUCCGCAGCCUCAACCGCCAGCGCCAACGUCGAAGCGACCAGCGAAUAUCGACGAGGACGACGAUCGUUUGAUACCACACAUCGACACACAUCCGCUCGAAUCCACGUGGCGGAUCGCUUGGUCGCUACACGUGUACUUCGCGGCGAUUAUGUUCACGCUCAUGGCCUUGUACUCGAUCUAUAAGAUCGUGCGUUUCAAUGAGGCAACGAAUCUACUUACGCAGUCGUACUUCCUAGCCGUUCAUCUGCUGUUGACCACAAUUUGCACAUUGAGGUGCUUCCACCUCUUCUACGACGCUUACAAUCUCGGACAUUCCCUACCGGAGUCAUUGUCCAGGGUGCUGAUGUAUCUACCGGCACCGCUCUUAUCCACGGCGUUCGCCACUCUGAUGUUGUACCUCGCCCGGUGCUCGGAAGCACCCUCACUUAACAACAGCAUCCUCUCGCCAAUCACGCUUGUACUUUCGUCCACAGUGCACAUUGUACUGUGCGUAUCCUUGCACGUGUCCGCGAAUAUGCUCGGCUAUCAAGACGAGGCGAGAAUUCUGCCGCUCAUCUGUCAGUGCAUCUACAUCGUCGUCUGCGUCACCCUAGGUCUGUGCUACAUGUACGUGUACCGCGUAGUGCGUUCGCAGAUCCACAUAGUCAGUAAUAAAGCGGCCGGUGCGAAUCACAUGAUGGGCGCUGAUCCUACCACGGUGGCUCUUAGCACUGCCAUUACCACCACUAUCGCUACCGCUUUGUUGUUCAUCCUCAUGGGCUUCGUGCAACUUUAUGGCAUAUUCGGCGUUCAGGAGCGUCCGCAACAGUAUCCGUGGCUCUGGUGGGGUUGGCAGUUUUCCGUCAGAUUGCUAGAGCUGUCCGUUUGUGGUCUCCUAGCCUGGGUUGCCAGCCUGUCGCAGUUUCCGUUGCGCGAAAAACAGAUGCAACAACACUCGGCACAUUCGGGUUUCGCUCUGUUCCCCUGCGGCAGUUCCACCUCCACGGAAAACAUGGACGAUGUACUCUACCCUGCAAUAUGUAGUACCAACCAAGCGAUCCAAAAUUAUACCAUGAGAACGGGAAAACAAGUUUACGACGAUAGUUUUCCACUGAAUACUUUACCCGAGCAUUUGAACAUAUCAGGUACCUUUGAGAGACAUUCCAUUCGCAAGUCAGGUACGAUGGGCCACUUUCCUCACGAAGGUCGGGGUUCCUUAAGUCGUCAUGGUAACGGCAUACAGACCUUAAGGAACUCGGAGACUCGUGGGAGGCAUACGCCUGUUCAAGGCCUACACGAACAAGCUCCGACCAGCGGCUCGACGAUGCUAGUCGCCGAGGACGGCUUCGUUAGGUUCCGGAGUCUUGGUACGGAGGACGACGAGUUGUCCGAUACACAGAGCAUGGUCGGCACUCACGGUAGGGGAAGCUCGCUCGCUGGUAGCGUUAGGUACAAUGCGAGGCAUCCCACGGUACAGCAUCAGCAUCCUCAUCAGCAUCAGCACUCGCUGCAGCACUCGCAUUCGAGUCAGCAUCAAACUCACCAUCAACUUUACAACAACACAUAAAGGCUGUGCCAACGCGAUGACUAGAACGUGAUUCUCGUUGAUUCGACGUAACGAUCGCCGUCGAUGAGACAUGGGAUGUAUCGAUACCCGCGAGAAUCGUCGCCCUCGCAAACUUCGGUCUAAACUAAUUUUAUCUCGUACUCUAUGUAAGAUAUGUCCUGUGUAUAGACAAAACCUAAUUGCCAUUCCUGCUCUCCCGCUUCGCAUCGACGUCCGAGCCAAGCCUCUGCCGUACGAUAUCUAUACAUAUUUAUUUUGAUCCUCGAUAAGCGAGUAAAAGUAUACGGCGAACUCGUUUGGGGUUCCUCUACCUAUAUGUGGGUAGUUCAGGGUAUAUCGAAACUUGAUCUUAUAUUAGGCACUUGGUACUUAUUAAGAUUCAUGUGAUUGAAAAAAAUAAAGAAAUAAUGUGUCUCACUGAAAUAUAUAGGAAAACGCUUCUCGCUCGGUUUUAUGUUCACUGUUAGUACCGAACACGGCUGUGGAACGUAUCGGAAGAACAAAUGAUUUUAAAUCGGUUCUAAUAUCACACAAGGAAUUCCGACGUAUUUUAGCAAACACAUUGCUAUUUAUUCGCUGCUAUAUUAUAGAAGACUUCGGCGUUUUAUAUUGCUCCAGAGAAGUUUUUAUAACCGUAUAGAUUCAUUAUUUUAUAUAGUCGUACAUACAUUAAAGCAUUUCAGUAAUCUAUUCAAUUGAUGACUCGUUCUUCUUUCAAUUUACCGCUAUGAUGGAAAUUCGACAUAAAAUCAGCUUUUUGCGAUCAGCAGGAAGUAUAUUUUUUACAAAAAUUAUACGCGAGGUCCAAACACACAACUGGGGAAAACAAUUACGAUUCUCAUUCAGGUAUUCCGAGAUUAGGAUAUGAUUGUGUCAAGCUGAAAGCGAUGUUUGUACAGUCGAUGAUAAUUUAUCACUCAGUCCAAUUGUACGAUUUAGUUAGCGGCUAAGACUAGAUUAAGAAUUGCGGGUUACGUUAAGUUUAGCCGUUAAGUUAGGCAAGACGCGACUAAUGUCAACAGGUUUACAUUUAAUAAAUUGAAGGAGAAUAAGAAAGACGUAAAAAAAAUACUAUUACCGAUUUAGAAUAGACGACAUAAGUGCGAUUUAACGUCACACACACACACAGGCCAGCAUUUUACUUUAUUUCUCAGAUUCUAAGGUACAAAAUAGUACUUUUUACCUUUCACUUCGUAUAUCGAUAGGUCGCAAUGUAUAUGUUUAUAUAUGGACAUUGUAAAUAAGGUAUACGGGCUCGUCGUGAGUGAAUUUACUGUUACGAUAGAAUCCGAUUGGAUUCUAUUCGACACAUUGGAAUUUAUACAUCUCUUGGUUGUAUAAAAAUGGAUGCAAGACUUGUAUUUUUAUUUAUGUCAGAAGCUGUAUUUAUUAUGUGAAACAUUCCACAACAAGUGAUCAGUGAGAGUGCGCGAUCGAUUUGUGUGGGAUUUUAUUGCAAUUAUAAAUUUAUCUAGGCGCUAAACGAAACGGAACAAAUGUAAAUAAAAGCUUUUUUGCGAAGUCUUACGUUUAUCUUACUUUCAAACGAGAUUUUAGUCAUUCUAGAUUCAUUGGAUGUACAUGAAACAUACUCUUGAUUUUUACAUUUUUUUUAAAGAAUUUUAGUUGAAAUACACCUUUACAGGUUGUUGUGUUCACAUAUUAUUAAUUUAUCACGGGAUAGCAUAAUAUUUAGAUAAAUUUGACAAGAGUGUGCUGUCAGAAUUCAUAAUCCGACACGCAUUACGCAAAAAUGUUUCCGAAUUUAGGUUUCCUAUAAACAAAUUUUAUAUUGUAAUAUAUAAAUAUAAUGUGUUAGUUACGUAUGUA